CGACGCGUUGCCAUAGCUACCGAUUAGUUUGGUUCCCGCCUCCAGCUGGGCUGGCAGAGAGGUUCCUUCGUUCUUGUGAAAUUAUAAAUCUACCCCAGAGGGCAAGGAAAGUAACUGAGGAAGAAUGGACGAGGAAGAGGUGGAAGUCGUGGGGUCUCCUUCAGAGGUUUUACAACCUGAGGUCACUGUGGUGGUGACAGGAGAGCCACCUGAAGCUGCAGAAGAAGAUCUGGAUUACGAAGAAGAGGAAGAGACCUCCCCAGAAGUCAUAGAGACGCUGUCCCUUCUAGACGUGCUGAGGGUGUCGGCAGUCAUGGAGGACGUCAUUGACCAGCUCUCUAUUCUCGGCUACAUCAUUCCGGUUCAAUACGAAAGAAGGCAGAGCCUCACCCAGAAAGCUAGCCACGAAGGAGCAUCGAUGAUUACAACCACACCGAAAAAAUCUACUUCUUUGAUAACUAAAGAAAAAUCCAUGAUGGCAGAAAACAAACAGAGAGGGCAGGACUUUACCUUUAAAAAACCUACAAAGCAGACCAUGAUGACUCUGGAGACACUGAAGAAAAUUCAGAAUGACAGGCAAUAUUUCAGUGAUGUAAUUGUGAAUGCCAUGAUGGAGAUGCAAGAUUCUGGCUCUUUCACCAGUCUCCUGAAAGCCUUGGGCAAAGAAAGAGACAGCAAAAUGAAUUUCCAUGAUGUCAUCACAAGGGAGGAAAAGGGAAGAAAACAGAUAAAAACUCUUCAAAAACAGUUACUUGAUGUCAAAAGGGAGCGUCAAAUGCAAGUACAGAAUGGGAACGAAUACAUUGCUCACCUCAGGGACCAGCUACAAGAGAUGAAGGCGAAAACCAACUUGGAGAAUCUUUAUAUGAAAAGAAAUGCUGAGCUGCAGAUUUCCCAGACCCAGAAGAAAUGUAACCGAGCAGAAGAACUCUUGCUGGAGGAGAUUGAGAAACUGAGGAUGAAAACUGAAGAGGAGAACCGGAUUCACACGGAGAUCGAAAUGUUUCUUAAAAAGCAGCAGCAGAAACUUGAGGAGAAGCUAGAGUUCUGGAUGGAGAAAUUUGACAAAGACACAGAAGCAAAGCAGAACGAGUUAAAUGCUCUCAAGGCUGCCAAGGCCAGUGACCUGGCACACCUUCAAGACCUGGCAAAGAUGAUCCGGGAGUAUGAGCAGGUCAUUAUUGAGGACCGGAUAGAGAAGGAGAAGACCAGGAAGAAGCUGGAGCAGGAUGACCUGGAACUGAGGAGCAUCGUGAAGCUCCAGGCCUGGUGGCGAGGGUCAGUGGUCCGGAAGGAAAUUGGCAAUUUCAAAAUGCCCAAGAAAGAUAAAGAUGACAGCAAAGACUCGAAAGGCAAGGAGAAGGAGAAGAGGAGAAAGAAGUAACCAGUUUCUCCUGAGCCUUCUCAGGCCUCGAGAUGCUGGUGGUGCUGCCCAGCGCCUACCUCCCGGCUCACAGACACCUAGGGAGGUCUCACUGCCUGAUACUCUAGUCUUCACACCCCAGUGAGGGCUAUCGCAUGGCUGUAGGACCUCUUCAGACUGGACUGUGGGGAGCCAUGUUGAGUAGCUGUGUGAGCAUCCUUCUUCUCACACCAGAAAGCAGCUCACUGGCUCAUAGUUAAGUCGUAAAAACUCCUGACACAUCUGAUUCUGACUUUAUGCCAUAUGAUUAAAGUGAAAAACUAUUAUAAGCAAAAGUGAAUUCUCACCUAGCAUCAUGUGCACGCACAUGUAGUAAUAAACAGUGGCUCUGCCUGUCUUGCAGGGCAACCAUUAGUCUAGGGUUGGUGGUGUUGGGGGACAGCACAUAAAACACCUCUUACAUAAGCUGUUCCAGUGACUUUUCUGGGGACAGAUAAGGAUGGAAGUGUCUGAUACAAGAUGGAAAUGGCAUGUGGAUACACAGCCCUCCAGGGGUGAAGAACGGGGCACGGGUUCUCCAGGCUAGUUUAGAGAUACACUUGUCAAAGGAGGCACAACUAUGUCCGUCAUCUGGAUUUUAAGACUUAAAGAAACAAACCAAACCAACCAGCCAAGCAACCAAACUGUGUGUAUGUGGGCCCAGGCUUGGAAACGUGUGCAUGCCACAGCGUGCAGGGGGUGGAGUCAGAGGACAGGUUCUAAGAAUUGUUUCCUUCUCAUGUAUCUCUUUGUACUAUUUGGGUCUCAGAUAUCAAACUCAAGUCAUUGGACUUGGCAGCAAGCCCCUUUGCCUGCUGAGCCAUUUCAUUGGCCCUCAACUGUGUUUUUUUUUUUUCCCCUGAGAGAAAUGUUACUUUAAUGUGUCUCACAUAUUUCAUGAAUAUAAAAUUUAAACUUUUUGAUGCAGGGUCUCAUGUGGCCCCGGUUGGUUUCAAAUUCACUACGUAGUCUAGUGGCCUUGAACCUCGUGUUGCGCCUCCUAAGUGCUAGAACUACAGGGGCGAGCGACCAUACCUGGUUUAUGCAGUGUCGGGAAUGGAACCUAGGACUCCAUGCGUGCUAGUAGGCCCACUCCUGACUGUACUCCAGCCCCAGCCUGAGUGGAGCCUCCUCAUCCACUGCCUCCGCAGACCAGCCUGCUAUCUGUACCUCUGUAAGAAAGAGACUGUGAGCCUCAAGGGUUCAGUGAGCCAGAUAGAUAAAUGGCCUUUCCUUGACUGCUCUCUGGCAAGAAAACCAUGCUUUAGGCUGGAACAAUUUAAAGUGUUUAUUACAUGCUACUGGAGUAUAUUGGCUUUUAAUGUCCACAUAUAAGACGACAUACAGGCAAUUUAUAUAACAUACACAGUACUGACAUAUUUAUACUUAGAACUUACACAAAUAUUUACAAACAUACAAAUAUAGGACAAUGUUUACAAAAACUUUUAUUAAUUACAUGUUUAUAACACUUCAGAAAUAAAAUCUGCUGUAAACCAUCUCACUGCAAUGAAAAAGGCUUCUAAAUAA
Molecule: messenger RNA, 2929 nt
Organism: Mus caroli (Ryukyu mouse)
Lineage: Eukaryota; Metazoa; Chordata; Mammalia; Rodentia; Muridae
Gene: Drc9
Product: dynein regulatory complex subunit 9
Biological process (GO): sperm axoneme assembly; cilium organization
Cellular component (GO): cytoplasm; sperm flagellum
Molecular function (GO): protein binding
Source: RefSeq, a predicted model, not a curated record